UGAUUUUUUAAUAUACUUUUUAAAAAGAGAUAAAAACAGAGUUUUGGAUGUAGCAUGUUAAUUAUUGUAAUAGCUUUAGUGUAUAAUGGUUGAUGGACUUGGUUUUAGUAUAUGAUGAAUGAUGGACUUGGUUUUGAUGUAUAUUACCGUGAUCCUUUAAACUGGGCUCACUUUCUUCAACGUAAAGCCGAAGCGUGUCUAAACAGUGAAAAGUACGAUGAAGCUAUUUCACUGCAUAAAGAAGCAGCUGAGUCUUUAAGACUUUUGUUAAAAAAUCUACAAAAAGACUUUCAUAACGUUAAUAUAGCAGCAUCAAUUCAACUUCAAGUUAAUGAACAUCAUAAACAGGAGGCACUUAUCGAAUUAAGAAAAAAGCAAAAUUAUGAAUCAAAACUAAGACGAAAAAAUUGUCUAAAACAUUACGAGCCGUUUCAAGACAUAACAUAUUCAAACUCUUCGAUCGAAAGCUACGGCAGCUCAGAUUAUGCAUCCAGUACUCACGAUAUAAAUUCUGAAACCCGAAGGAAAGAAGAUAAAAGAGACGAUAUCAUCAUCAAAAGAGACGAUAUCAUUAACAAAAUGGUUGUUGUUAUAAAACAGCAACAGUUUGAAAUAUUAUCUCUAUCCAAAAUUUUGCAAGAGAAGGACAAAGAAAGUCAAAAAUUAAAAGAUAAAAUUUCGUCUUUAGAGAACCAUAUACUUUUAAUGGACAGUAAAAUAGUGAAGAACUCAUAAAAUUAAAUUUUUUUUUUAAGAAAUAAAUUAUUUUUAAAAAAUAA
Molecule: messenger RNA, 779 nt
Organism: Hydra vulgaris (swiftwater hydra)
Lineage: Eukaryota; Metazoa; Cnidaria; Hydrozoa; Anthoathecata; Hydridae
Product: nuclear receptor-binding factor 2
Biological process (GO): autophagy
Source: RefSeq, a predicted model, not a curated record